UAAGCCUAGCAUGGAAAGCCUGAGGCAUGACUGCUGUGAGUUCAAGGCUACCUUGGACUGCCUCAGCUAGGGUUAUAUACUAAAACUGUCUCAAGGGAGAGGUGUGCCCUUAAUUCCAACUCUGAAGGGAAAGACAGGAGGGUCUGCAUGUAGUCUUCGGGGUGCCAUGAUGACACCCUGCCUCACAGGAAAAGGGCUUGAAGGGUAGCUUCCGAUGGCUCACUGGAUGGCUCUAUCAUCCCUAGGAUCCACAUGGUGGAGAAUGUACUCCAAGUUAUCUUUUGAUCUCUAAAAGUAAUCUUCACACAGGAGUGCACAUAAUAAGUACAUGUGAUUUUUAAGUAAUUAGCAAUUAGAGGGAAGGUUCUUUUAAAGUAGAAGAGACCCUAAAAAGGACAGAAAGUUAAUUAUCUCAUUUAAUAAUUAGUUGAACCUGGCAUGAUAGAACAUGCCUUUAAUCACAAAAGUUAAGUUCAAAGGGCCAUCUUGGUCUACCUACCAAGUUGCAGCCCAGCUAGGGCUAAUGAGACCUUGUCUCAAAAAAUAAAAAUGAAAAGGCUUCCCUACAAACAUUUUCCAAGGUGCCCAAGAAAGUGGAGAGGUGGCUCAGCAGUUAAGAGCACUGACUGCUCUUGCAUGGGACCAGGGUUCAACUCCCAGCAACAGCUUUAAAGGAGCUUUGCUGCCCAGCUCACUGGCCCAGGAGGGCCGUCAUUACCUUGGACCCUUCUAGCCAGAGGUGGUAGACUAAUAUAUUCCAUCCACCACAUGCCACAUUGGUUCCGAAAAUCCCCUAGAAGGUGCAGGGAUUCCUUUGCUGCUCCACCUCAGGAACUUACAAGCAAAGCAGCUCUGCAAAACUUCUGCCCCUGGGGGAAGGAGGUGAAGGUGGGGACACCAGAGGUGUUUCUGGGCCCUUGGCCACUUCGGUGGAGGAGCUUGGCGCCACCCCAGAAGCUCCUGUAGGAAAAGAAGGGACAUCCCCAUUGCCCUCCCCGCCCUCUGGCCCUUGGUUGUUCACAAGUCUUAACUUACUGUCCCUUCAUAGAGUAGCCUGGGUGUUUAAAGCGCCUGGACCGGAUUCAUGUGUUGGUGUCUGUGGAAGCAACACCUCUGGGUUCCCAGCAGCCAAUGGCCCAGGUCAGGGAAAUCUGCUUUUGUGCAGGGGAAGGGGAAGAUGAAUGUGUUGCCUAGGUCUGGGCAGCCUGACUAAGGGUGCUACUCUACUGUGGUGCUGGAUGCUGCUGUGGAGGGUUGAGCCAGGAGUCUGCCAGGUCUUUAAAUAGCUGCCUUGGUGAUGGAACCUGCCUCCUGGCCAGCACUGCAACAAACAGUUCUGCGUCAGGCUCCUUCAGGAGCUCAGGUUGCCAGCUUUGCUCUGGUUCUCCCUACAUAGGUGAGAAGAGGUCCAGUCAGCACUUACCAGCUAGGAGUGUCUGGAUAUGAUGGGACAGUGCUAUUGCCCAGGAAUGAGUGACAACUGGUUGUUUUCAAUAAUAUGGAGAUGACAGUUGUGUCUCAGGAUUAUAAGGAUUAAAUGUCCAUAAAAGGCUUAACAGGUCACUUGGAUACGUGGCUGUCUUUGUGUAUUCUGGUGGCUGCUGCUUAUCUUUCUUUUAUACUGAUAUAUUGCCUAUACCCACACAUUCAUUUAUUCCUAUCACCCUCCUUCACACAAAGCCACCACCAUUUUGUAAGGGAUUCCCUCCAGACGUGACAAAAAACAAGGUAUUUUAAACCGACAUCCAAAAACUAACAGAGUCCCCUUAGAGUAAGAGGAACUGUUAGUCAAUAUGAGGACUCUCCUCCCGUUCAGCCUCUCAAAGAAGGCUACUUUCUCUUUAAAUGCAAAUCACCUCCAGCCAGCUUUGCUCCCACCAGCUCUAGUUCCCGGGAGAAGAGAGAGAGAGCAGGGUAAAGGGAGAUUACGAAGAAGCACCAUUUCUCCCUGCACAUCCCAAACCUCCAGACCUGAGGUCCAAAAAGCACCCAAUGGAUGACAAAAAGAAGAAACGGAGUCCUAAACCCUGCCUGGCCCAACCAGCACAGUCCUCAGGCACACUACGGAGAGUCCCUGUACCCACCAGCCACAGUGGUUCCUUGGCCCUGGGACUCCCUCAUCUGCCAUCACCCAAGCAGCGAACCAAGUUCAAGAGAGUAGGCAAGGAGAAAUGCCGACCAGUGCUGGCUGGAGGUGGCGGCGGCUCUGCAGGCACACCCCUGCAACACUCCUUCCUGACCGAGGUGACAGAUGUCUAUGAGAUGGAGGGGGGACUGCUGAACCUGCUCAAUGACUUUCAUUCAGGCCGCCUGCAGGCCUUUGGGAAGGAAUGCUCCUUCGAGCAGUUGGAGCAUGUGCGGGAGAUGCAGGAGAAGUUGGCCAGACUGCACUUCAGCCUGGAUGUGUGUGCGGAGGAGGAGGACGAGGAAGAGGAAGACGAUGGCGUCACAGAGGGCUUGCCUGAGGAGCAGAAGAAGACGAUGGCUGACCGUAACCUGGACCAACUGCUUAGCAAUCUAGAAGAUCUUAGCAAUUCCAUACAGAAGCUGCACUUGGCAGAGAAUGCUGAGCCUGAGGAGCAGCCAGCGUCGUAGGUGUGGGAUCCAGGCCUAGACUGCUUCUCUCCUUCCCUUCAAACUGUGAUUUUUUCCGCAGUCCCCCAGGUGCUACGAGGUGGGGGGCCCUGGUUGGAAUUAAACAUGCGGAAGAACAA
Molecule: messenger RNA, 2714 nt
Organism: Mesocricetus auratus (golden hamster)
Lineage: Eukaryota; Metazoa; Chordata; Mammalia; Rodentia; Cricetidae
Gene: Ccdc28b
Product: coiled-coil domain containing 28B
Exons: 6
Coding region: 1993-2595 (200 amino acids)
Source: RefSeq, a predicted model, not a curated record